UGAGUCUUCAGCGGAGAGAGCUGGGCACAGAACAACCUUCCAGUAAUAUCCGGGACCCGCGUGUGACAGUCAGCUGAUAGCAUUGUGGUUUAAAUAUUUUACUUCAGUACAGUAGCUAGUCUGUUUAGAUCUGUUUGCAGUUAGAUUUGAUAUUUUAAGAAUAGGCUAGGUAGACCGGUUAGAACUGGUGUGUGGAAAAAUGGCUGCACACCCGCCAAAGACAAAGAUUUUGAUCAGUGCCAAUGAAAGGUUGCAAAGCCUGAAAGAGGCCUUUGAGAAAAAAUAUGGAGAGUCGCCUUUGUUUUAUGCACGAGCUCCUGGAAGAGUAAAUUUAAUAGGAGAGCAUAUUGACUACUGCGGCUACGCUGUGCUCCCGAUGGCAAUUGAGCAGAGUAUUCUAGCUGCUGUAACUGUCAACGAUGCCAAGACAAUCCACCUGGCCAAUGCAAAUCCAAUAUACAAGGAUUUUACUGUCUCUUCAGAAGACAUCAAGAUAGACAGAAAUAAUCCUCAGUGGUAUUAUUACUUUCUAUGCGGAGUCAAAGGGAUCCAGGAGCACCUAGGGGGUGACCCACUGUCUGGCAUUAAGUGUGUUGUGGAUGGCAGUAUUCCUGCUAGCUCCGGCCUGUCUAGCUCCAGUGCUUUGGUCUGCUGUGCUGCGCUCCUCACCAUGGAGGCAAACCACAAGUCCCUCAACAAGGUGGCGCUGGCAGAGAUCUCAACUAAGUGCGAGAGGUAUAUUGGCACUGAGGGCGGGGGCAUGGACCAGUCCAUUUCAUUCCUCGCAGAGGAAGGAACUGCCAAGCUGAUCGAGUUCCAUCCCCUGAGGGCGAGUGACGUGCGUCUCCCGGACGGAGCGGUGUUCGUCAUCUCCAACUGCUGUGUGGAGAUGAACAAGGCCGCCACCUCCCACUUCAACAUCCGCGUGGUCGAGUGCCGGAUAGCCACCAAGAUGCUGGCCAAGGCGAGGGGCUUGGACUGGGCCCGUCUGCUGAAGCUGUCCGAGGUGCAGGCCUCCCUCGGCGCCUCCCUGGAGGAGAUGCUCAGGCUGGUGGCCGAGGUGCUGCACCCGGAGCCGUACAGCCGGGAGGAGGUCUGCAGGGUCCUGGGCAUCACCGCGGAGCAGCUCAGCACCGACCUGCUCAGCCCAAACACACAGCACGUGACACAGUUCAAGCUGUACCAGCGGGCCCGGCACGUGUACGGCGAGGCAGCGCGCGUCCUGCGCUUCAAGAGCGUGUGUGACGAGGCUCCGUCGGCCGGCAACGCCGUGCAGCGCCUGGGAGACCUGAUGAAGCAGAGCCACGCCAGCUGCCGGGACCUGUACGAGUGCAGCUGUCCGGAACUGGACCGGCUGGUCGAGAUAUGUCUACAGUCGGGUGCAGUGGGAUCCCGGUUGACUGGGGCUGGCUGGGGGGGCUGCGCCGUCUCCAUGGUUCCCACCGACAGGGUAGAGGCGUUCCUAACAAGCGUCAGAGAGCUGUACUACACACCGGACCCACACCGAGCCGCUCUGGAGAAACAGAGCCUCUUUGUUUCCAAGCCAGGCGGAGGUGCAGCCAUCUACCUGGAGGAGUGAAACCAGGGAAACCUGUCCCUGCAAUUCAAGGUCACAUGUCUUUCUACUGGUUUGUGACUUUUCUAGUAUUUUUUUUAAAUACUACUAUUUCAAAAUAAUUUCCAUGCCAAAAUGACACUUGAUGAUUUUGUGAUGUCAUGGCCAAUGGAAAUCAAAGAUGGCCUGGGUCGAUCUGUAGGCGCUUCAACCAACUUCAUUUGACCAGCUGAUAGCGCAGACAUACUGGCACUUAAACUGCCUUUAUUUUGAAAAUACAAUAAACAGAUGGUUACAGCUGAACUUUGAAGUAAUGAAAAAAACAAUCCAACUGACUAUUUACAUUGUGGGUUUGGGGGUGUGUUCAUACAGAAAAGGGGAGGGGCUGUGGAAAAGGCCACUGAUUGUCCACACAGUGCAAACAGCUUGCUUCCAUUGUUGUGUGUCUGUUAUGUAUGUUUGUCGGAAUCAAGGAUUAAAUUUGUUUGUUUACUUUC
This is a messenger RNA of Esox lucius (northern pike), 2052 nucleotides long. It is a transcript of the gene galk2, whose product is annotated as galactokinase 2. Gene Ontology annotation, molecular function: ATP binding; galactokinase activity. Gene Ontology annotation, biological process: carbohydrate phosphorylation; galactose metabolic process. The coding region runs from base 200 to 1579 and encodes 459 amino acids. The record is from RefSeq and is a predicted model, not a curated record. Lineage: Eukaryota; Metazoa; Chordata; Actinopteri; Esociformes; Esocidae. Gene Ontology annotation, cellular component: cytosol; cytoplasm. The transcript is spliced from 10 exons.